AUGGUUGCUUGCCCUCUUUGCAACAAACAAGUCAAGGAAUCUCUGAUCAACGAGCACAUCGACGAUGGCUGUCAGUCGCAUAUCGUCGAGCAGAAUGACACGUCUGCCACCCACAAAACCCACAGCUUCUUCUCCACGUCUGCGGUGAAGCGCGUGGCGAACUCUGCUGCAAAGAACGGAGUCCCUGCAACCUCAGCGCCUGCUCCUCCACCAGCCGCACCGCCUGGAGACCGACCAAAGACACCGCCAGUCGGCACCAAGCGCCCCUUUGGCGAAACUAUUGAGCCUCAAACUAUUGGCGAUGCCCGUUCCCCCAUCCUCCCGAAGAGGACCAAGUUGACUGUCCUGCACAAGGUCGCCCCUCUGGCAGAGCGCAUGCGUCCAACCUCACUGGACGACGUGUGCGGCCAGGAGCUGGUAGGCCCCAACGGGCUACUCAGGGGCAUGAUCGAAACCAACACUAUCCCGUCCAUGAUAUUAUGGGGCGGCCCUGGCACUGGGAAGACGACUAUCGCUCGACUCAUUGCGAACACGUCCGAUGCUCGCUUCGUCGAGAUCAACAGUACUAGCACAGGCGUUGCAGAGGUCAAGAAGAUAUUUGCUGAGUCCCUGAACGAGCUCCAGCUCACAGGCCGGAAGACCAUCAUCUUCUGUGACGAGCUGCACCGCUUCUCAAAAGCCCAACAGGAUGUCUUCCUUGGCCCUGUCGAGGCAGGUCAGGUCACCCUGAUUGCAGCCACAACAGAAAAUCCGUCCUUCAAGGUCAUCAACGCCCUCCUCUCGCGCUGUCGGACGUUUACUCUCGCGAAGCUCUCCGACGAUGACCUGGUCAAAAUAUUGGAACGAGCCAUGGAGUCCGAGGGCUGCACUUCCCCGCUCCUCGAUGCCGGUAUGUUGCGGUAUUUCGCAUCGUUUGCCGAUGGAGAUGCCCGAACGGCUCUAAACCUGCUCGACCUCGCCAUGAGCCUGUCCAAGAAACCCUCAAUCACCGGAGAAGACAUUAAGAAGGAGCUCACAAGGACGCUGGUGUACGAUCGAAAUGGCGACCAGCACUACGACAGCAUAUCCGCCUUGCACAAGUCGAUUCGGGGGUCAGACCCGGACGCGUCGUUGUACUACCUCGCUCGAAUGCUGCAGUCUGGAGAAGACCCGCUCUACAUAGCAAGGCGGCUCAUAGUAGUCGCAUCCGAGGACGUGGGGUUAGCAGACAACACUAUGCUUCCACUAGCAACAGCAGCGUACGCCGCCUGCGAAAAAAUUGGCAUGCCAGAGUGCCGGAUAAACCUAGCACAUACGGUAGUCGCGCUCUGCCUCGCUCCCAAGUCGACCCGAACUUAUCGAGCACUCGCAAAAGCUAUGGCUGCUCUAGAAGAACCAGGGAUAGCUGGGUUACCCGUACCAGUCCAUCUGCGCAAUGCGCCCACACGAUUGAUGAAAGAGAUGGGGUAUGGCGCUGAAUACAAAUAUAAUCCAGAUUACCUUGGCGGUAAGGUGGCUCAGGAGUAUCUUCCUGAGAAGAUUAUCGGAAGACGGUUUCUUGAAGACGUAGAUUUAGGGACUAAAGUAGACGAAGAUUUGGAAGACGCCUUGCUUCCGGAGAUAGAUGACUGA
This is a messenger RNA of Lindgomyces ingoldianus, 1611 nucleotides long. Its product is annotated as DNA-dependent ATPase MGS1. Gene Ontology annotation, biological process: DNA-templated DNA replication; regulation of DNA repair; DNA repair. The transcript has a single exon. Gene Ontology annotation, cellular component: nucleus. NCBI's taxonomy places the organism in Eukaryota, Fungi, Ascomycota, Dothideomycetes, Pleosporales, Lindgomycetaceae. The coding region runs from base 1 to 1611 and encodes 536 amino acids. Gene Ontology annotation, molecular function: DNA binding; ATP binding; single-stranded DNA helicase activity. The record is from RefSeq and is a predicted model, not a curated record.